Oryzias latipes (Japanese medaka) is the source of this 3974-nucleotide messenger RNA. RefSeq names its product divergent protein kinase domain 2Ab (gene dipk2ab). The record is from RefSeq and is a predicted model, not a curated record. Lineage: Eukaryota; Metazoa; Chordata; Actinopteri; Beloniformes; Adrianichthyidae.
ACGUGCUGUCGCAAACCGAGAGCGGGUGUCGUAAAGAGUCAAGGGGCUGUUGUUGAAACAGAACCCAUUGUGAUGUGGAAGAGGAGUGAGCGUCUGACUGAGAGGAGAAAAAAGAGGCACCUCUGUGGCCACAAGGGGACUCCUAAUAGACCGACAGGCAUGGACCUUCAUUCGCGACGCGAGCGUGGUUGGGCUUUGUUCGGUGGAGAUCCGCGUCGUCCACUCGGAAAGAUCCGGAAUACGAAGAGUUAAGAGUGACAUCCCAACUGUUUAUUUCGGCAGCUAACAGGCUAGCUGGCUAGAUAUCUAAGGGCUAGAAAUGGGAAGCCCGUUAGUGUCCGCCUGACAGAGAAAUCUCCGUCGAGCUUUGAACAAACGCCUUUCCGCUCAGAUAAUGUCGGCAGUGAUUUAAAGUAGCAUUCGUUCGCCUCACAAGUAGUCGCAACUUUGAAGAAUGAGACCAAGUGAGCGCUAACCAUUUACUACGGACGGACCGGAGCCGAAGGGGGAAAAGUGUCAAAGGACUGCCGGCUGGAGUUAGCAUCAAAACGUCGCAAGGAAAGAUCAUGAUGCAGUGGCCGCUGCCAAACUCUGGCGUGGGGCAGCUGUGCCAACCGUGUCGCUGCAGGAAGCUUUAGAAGUUCCGCCUUUGCACCAUGAAGGAGAGGCAUUGAGGUUAACUCCCUGAAGAUCAUCUCAAUACCUCUCCUCUCCCUCGUCCCUCUGCAACCCCGUCCUCCCGUCCGCAUCAUGCUGCGCUUCCUGCCUCUCAAACUUGGUCGGCUGUACCGCUGUCUGAAGCUCCUUUUCUUGGUGGGAUUGUUUGUCAUCUUGCUGAUGAACACUCACAACCUGUUCGCUUCCUUCCAGAAGAAUGAGCUCACCGACAGGCGAUUCAUCAACCUCAACAAAUGCCCCGCCUGCUUUGGUACCAGCUGGUGCCGUAAGUUCAUGAACGGCCAGGUUUCCUUUGAGACUUGGGGUCGCCUGCGAUUCCUAGAUGUAUUCAAUGUCAAGAAUGUUUACUUUGCACAGUACGGAGAGCCCAGAGAGGGGACUCGACGUGUGGUGCUCAAGCGGCUCGGCUCCAACCAGGAACUGGCCGAGAUCGAUCAGAAAAUCUGCAAAAGGGCCACAGGCAGGCCGCGAUGUGACCUUGUUCAAGCGAUGUACAAGACUGAAUUUGCUCGAAUCAACGGGGACGUUCGUCUGCUCACUCCAGACGUUGUGGAGGGGUGGUCAGACCUGGUGCACUGUCCCUCUCAGAGACUGCUGGACCGAGUGGUUCGCAGGUAUGCUGAGACUAAGGACUCUGGCAGCUUCCUGCUGAAGAACCUGAAGGACACGGAGAGAAUGCAGCUGCUCAUGACUUUGGCGUUCAACCCAGAGCCUCUCGUCCUGCAGAGCUUUCCGUCAGAUGAAGGUUGGCCGUUCGCCAAGUACCUGGGCGCCUGUGGGCGCAUGGUCGCUGUUAACUACGUGGGCGAGGAGCUGUGGAACUUCUACAACGCACCGUGGGAGAAGAGGGUCGACCUGGCGCGGCAGCUGAUGGACAUUGCCGAGCAGUUGACCAACAACGACUUUGAUUUUGCGCUCUACCUGCUGGACGUCAGCUUUGAUAACUUUGCGGUGGGCCCACGUGACGGCAAAGUCAUCGUCGUUGAUGCAGAGAACGUCCUGGUGGCAGACAAAAGGCUCAUCAAGCAGAACAAGCCGGAGAGCUACGACGUGUGGUACGAGAGCCGCUUCGAGGAGUGUGACAGGGAGGCGUGUCUGUCCUUCUCCAAGGACUCGCUUUGUUCCAGGGUUACCGUAGACCACAACUACUACGCGGUGUGCCAGAACCUUCUGUCCCGGUACGCCACGUGGCGGGGCACCACAGGGGGCCUCCUCCACGACCCACCCGCCCACAUAGCCAAAGACGGACAACUAGAGGCUCUGUUGGACGAGUGCACGAGACCUAAAAAGCGCUACGGCCGCUUUCAGGCGGCUAAGGAACUGCGCGAAUACCUCACAAAGCUAGCUGCCGCCUCUUCCUCAGCCACAUCCAGGUAAUGAAAGGAGUCUGCGUUGGGAGUGACGCACUGAGACUGGAUUUUUGUACUCUUCUCCCCGGACUCCUGAGAUCCCGGCUCUUGUACAUGAUGUCAUUCGUUCUCCUUUGUGCACUGGAGCAGGAAAGCGUCGCAUCAGGACGAGGAAAAAUGAAACUAUAAAUCAGAUUUGUUAAUCCCCAGCUUUUACCUCUACUUUGAUACUUGUGUGAGAGGAGCGUUGUGCUUGAAAGUUCUUGUAGACCCAGGAUAGAGAAGGGAUAGAGGUAGCCUUUAUCUUUUACGUGGGUAAGAAAAGGCUGGGAAAAGUGAAUCUCUGCGCUGACUCAGGCUAACGCAGAGCAGCAGCAACAUCCCGAGCCCUGAUGACGUCCAUCCUGCCACUCUCACCUCAGUCUGAAGGGUUUUGUUUUGUUUUUUUUCUGUCCUGUAGCGAGGCUGAGUGUAAGUCUGUAGGUACAUGUUUGUUUGUUAUGUUUGCCAUGGCUUUUCUUCUGUAGCAUAGCUGCCUGAUGAAGGGAGCACCGGUCUCCUGUCAGGCUGCAGGUGAAGUCCUUUACAGCAGGUGUCAUGGGCGAUCCCAUUUUCUCAUAGAAGAAUGAAAAAAAAAUCCUUGGCUGCUAAAUAAACAUUUUGUCCUGUAAAUCACUAAUUUUCAAGUAUGCUGGAUUGUGGCAAUCAUGUUUUUUCCUUUUAUUUUGUAGGAAUCAGAAAGGUUGAGACAUAGGAAACUCUCAUAGGAAAUGGCAGAUUAAACGUUGCUGGUCUCUUAAUGCAGAUGUGCCUGAACCAAAGAGGCUAUUUGGAAUCAGAACUCUAAGGUGUACACAGAUUGCACUUUUCCCUCCAUUCAUUUCACUUUUAGUUUUGGAAAGGAAACAGUUUUUGUGACCUUACAAGCCUAAAUACAGACGUUUUAUCCCCAAAGAAACUUGAGUUCAGAAGAAUUUAAAGGAAAAAAAGGUUUGCUUUUCAAAAAACGCUCCUACAGAACUGAUACAUGAUUGGUCAAAAACAUCCUGCAUGAGGGAGAGUAAAUUCCUUAAGUAAGAGAAAGUCAUUUUAAGAUGGUGAGAAAAGAUCUUAAAACCACACAGCAGAGUGUCCCCUAGUGGCAGAUUCUCUUUAAAUGUCUGUAAUUGAUAAAUGAACCCUAUUGUAAGUCCUCUCCCACUUGUGCUGAAUGUAGUAAGUGCUGUCAGACCAAUAAUAUGAAAGGGAAUAAAGAAAUCUGGAAUUACUUUCUUCCUCCAAAACUGUCCCCUGAACUACACUUUCAAUCUUAGUGGGAUGGUUAUUUCCGCAGAAGAUGUAUAGUUUCUGCACGCUGGGAGGACUUUGAACUCAGUGGACCAAGAAAAGUAAAGUAGAAUCACUGUAAGGCUCAUUUGGGCUUCAGAUGAGAAGACGCUCCCGAGCUAACCCUAGAAGGAAGUCCAGCCUCUGCCUUCAAAGUGUCUCACAGGUUUUUUCUUUUAAUGUUGGAAAUCAGAUGCUGAACGCCCAGUGGAUUCUUGUGUAGCACAGACAAAAGAAGGACAGGCCGAUUCAAAAAUGAAUGCAAGCCACUAUCUGUGGGGACGACUGCAAAGUAAACCCUGUGUUGUUGUUUUGUUUUUUUUCUUCUUUCUUGUUUCUGUUCUCUCCUCUGUUUGCGGAACCUGCAGGGCUAAUGUGAACCUUGCCAGCCAGGAAAAGCAAUAAAGACGAGUUCGGGUAAUGGCUUUGUGAUUUUGAACCUCCAUCGUUUGUUGAUCCCCAGAACGGAGGUUGAAGGGAUUUGUUCAUGUGUAACUCGCUGUCCACUUUUGUACUGUAAUUUUCCUUUCAAGUAUUACAUCAGCGUUGUCUGAUUUUUUCCUGUGCCUUUAAAUAUUAAAAUAAAUGAAGAUAUAUAUAUAUAUAUAUAUUAUGAAUAUA